Colletotrichum truncatum is the source of this 969-nucleotide messenger RNA. RefSeq names its product GTP-binding protein. Gene Ontology annotation, molecular function: oxidoreductase activity, acting on paired donors, with incorporation or reduction of molecular oxygen; iron ion binding; heme binding. The record is from RefSeq and is a predicted model, not a curated record. NCBI's taxonomy places the organism in Eukaryota, Fungi, Ascomycota, Sordariomycetes, Glomerellales, Glomerellaceae.
AUGACGCUUCAUUCAUAUGCAUGUGACUGUAUCACUCAUCAUCUGUUCCAUCCGUAUGGUAGCAAUAGUCUGCAGAGGGAGGAAGAUACAGAGAUGAUGCACCAAGUCACUAGCGACGACAGCUUGCGAAAUCGUCUCAUUCAGCAUCAUUACCCAAUCUUUUACCAAUACUUCUCAAAAUUGUUGGAUCUUUUUCUUGAUUCACGAACGACUCCUCUGGCUCAGAAUUUUGUUAUCGGCGCCGCCUCCAAGAUCGAUCCAGCACCAUUUACUCUUCUGAAUCGCCUCCAAGAUAAGACCCAAAGUAGCAGCAGCGUUAACCAGUUGGAUAGCACCGACAUCGCCGCUGAGUGCAUGGACCACAUGGUGGCAGGCAUUGAUACGACAGGAGAUUCGCUGUGCUUCCUAAUGUGGGAGCUCUCACAGCCGUCUUCUUUGACUAUCCAGCAAAAGCUCCAGAGGGAGAUCCGAGAUAACCCUAACAUUUCAUUCGAUAAGUUGUCGUAUUUAGACGCUGUUGUGCAGGAAGGACUUCGUUGCUUUCCUGCAAUUCCAAUGUCCUUGCCACGCGUCGUUCCUCGUGGGGGCAAACACAUCGACGAAUUCUUCAUUCCUGAAGGAAGCAUUGUGAGUAGCCAGGCAUACUCUGUCCAUCGCUACAAUGACACUGUUUUCCUGCGUCCUGAUACCUUCGACCCCGAACGCUGGAUGUUAUCAACUGGAGAAAAUGAGAGAAAGAGGCUCAUGUUUGCUUUCUCUCACGGCGGCAGAGGUUGCGUUGGCAAACACCUUGCACUUGCUGAGAUGAAACUGUUGCUACGGGCCAUUUACGCAAAUUUCACCACGGUUCCUGACGUUUCCAUGGCGCCGGAAGCUAUGAGGCCACAUGACCAAAUCAUAUCUGCUCGACCACUUGGACAGAAAUGCUUGCUGCGUUUCAUACCUCUGGGAGGAGAAAAGGAUACAUAA